CUCCCCUCCCUCACCCUCUCUAUCUCCCUCCCUCCUUCCCUCCCUCGCUCUCUCCCGCCCACGCCACCUGCCCUUGAGUCUUAGCCGCCGUUAGAAUAGCAGAGCAGCUGGAAUCCUCUGCUUCUUCACAGACUACGGCCACUGCCCUCUCCCUCUGUACUCUCUAUUUAUCUUCCAGCCUGUUACAUCCUCUUCCUCUCCACAUGCCCGCAGGGCUUUAUUUGCAUCUGCCGGACUGACCCGUAAUGGAAUGGGAGGUGCCGGUGCCGGUGCCAGCUCUGUGUGGCACAUGAACGUGCUUGGCUGUGCUGUGAGACGGGCUGUCCCGGGACAGGGAUGCUGAACGGGGGGCGUGAGGGCCUGUUCGAGCUGGGCAGGCAGCUCCAGCAGGAAGGCGACUCGCAAGCCGCCCUGCACUGCUUCCUUAGCUGUCUGCUUGGCCUGACCCAUGUCCAGAGCUUCCACUCGCUGCCCAACUGCCUGCAUCAGAUUGCGGAACUCUUCAUUGAUGAGAAGAAUUAUGAGAAGGCGCUGAAGUUCAUUCAGGCAGAGAAGAUGUUCUAUGAAGUGGCAUUGAUCGAGCUCACCGCUCUGCAGGGGAGCACAGGCUCUCAGGAGGACGGUUCCCUUGGCUCUGCGGGAUGGCUCUCUCAGGAGGAGUUAUCAGAGCAGGCCGAGCAGGCCCAGGAUCUUGAAAGAUUGGCUCAGCUUUGCAUCAUGAGCAAAAGGCCCCAUCUUGCUUUAGAGUACAGCGGCAAGGCCACUAAAAUACAUCAGCGGGCGUUUGGUAAUGAUCACCCUAUCACAGCCAGAAGUCUGGAGCUACUGGCCACUGUCUACGCUGAGAUCGGCAAGACAGAGUACUCAGACUCAUUGGGUCAGUGUGUGUCAGCUCUGUCAAAGAGGUUCUCUGCUGCCGAGUCGUACAGCAAUACACUCAAUGGCUUCUCUCACAGCCAUAAGGACAGACAUACUGAGCUCCGGCACAGGAAAGAAUCCCACCCACCACCAGACACUCAAAAACCAAAGGUCAUCAACGGCAAGAUUCCUACUUCCAUCCUGAAGAGGACCAGUGUGGGCGGCAGUGAGUCAGACCCGAGCCACCGGCGGAAAACAGAGAGACGGGUUCGCUUCAGAGAGCCAGAGAUCAUCGUACAUGACAUUCCAUACUAUGACUGUUUAGGAGCGUAUGACUCCUCUCAGAGUCGGCCCUACCUGGCCCUGCUAACCUGCCUGUUCCUGCUGCUUUCCGCACUGGGCUUGGCCCUGUACUGCACUGACCGCCGACGGCCUCAUCGAGCCUGUGAAGACCUGCAGGCAGUGCUGGCUGUCUACCUGCUGCAGCUCAAGCAAAUCCUGUGGGGCUGCUGGAUCUGGCUCACCAUGCAGUGACCAUGCCUGGCCACAGAAGGCAACAGCGUUCUCUACCCAUACUCUUUGGAAGGAAUGCCAGUAGGUGGAGAAGAUGUGACUCAUGAGCCGCAAGUUAUGGAGACAUGGGAGAACCUGAAGCCGUCUGUGCUUUGUGGUGAAUAGGGAAGCACUUGGGGAGGGAAAGGUUCAGUUUAUGUGGCUUCAAAUAACACAGCCAGGAGGAAUGUUGGGAAAAGACGUUCUUCAUCUACCUUUAUGGUCCACUAUAGGUGAUCUAAGACCAUGAACUUCUGCACGCCAUCUACACAUGGUGUUCUUAAGCCCUUUAUGAUGGCUCAGUUGAUGCCAUAUCAUCGUUUUUACUAAGAGGCAUAUAAAUCUCCAAUCUCUGUAACUAUCCAUCUGUUCUUGUAGCAGUUGUGGUCCGAUGCGCAUUUCAUGUUUCUAAUGUUGUUUGUUACCCCAAUCCAAAGAAUAUUUGCCUGGGAAUACUCAAUCACAAUAUCUGUGCAGUAUGUACAAAGUAUUCUUUGGAUUCAAAUCAAUACAUUAUGUUGAAUUUCACACCCACCUUAUGCAUCUCCCUACAUAUCUCAGUUAUUCAGUCACCUGUGCUAGUUUUUCAUUUACUAUACAGUCUGUGAUUGUCUAUGUGCAAUGCAAAAUUAUAUUAUUUAUUUUACUGUUAAUCGAAUAUGCUUUGAAUACUGAAAUAUGCUUUGAAUACUGCAUAAUUUCACUUGUAAAUAGGAAAUACUAAUCACCUAAGUAAGCCAUGUUAAUGUGCAUAAUAUAUUUGAAUGUACCUGCAAUCAUGAAUACGAAACGGAAUGGCACAAUAGCUAUAUCUGUAUACUUACACUCAUUAUUUCAAACAGACCUGUGAUGCAAAGUCAAGCACAAAUAUUUCCAUCUUUUGAAAUUCAUUUCAUAAUGAAGAUGGCCAUAUUUUAUUUUAUGCAAUGCCAGACUUAAUCUAUAUGGGAAAAGGGCAAAGCCAUUUUUAGUUUAGGAAAAACCAGAUAAAAAGGAUGAUUAUUUCUAUAUUCAUGUCAGUUGAGUUCAUUUUUACAAGAACCAGCUGUACCAACUUAACUAUGAUAUGUUUAUUUAUUUCACUAUUUUUAUAUGUUUUUCUAGCUAUCCAUUUUCUAUAGUUAAUAUAAUUUAGAUUUUUUUUACUGCUCUUAAAUUCAGUAUUUAAUCUUUGGUCUAUAUUUAUCAACAUUAGCGGUGAGCAGUUUUUCAAUCAAGACCUUUGUUUUAUGUCAUUUUGGAGAGGACAGAUUUUUCAACCAUUUCAAGCCAAGGACAUUUUCUUGACACACAGUUGCACAUUAAUUAGGUGUUCAGUACCAGCAAAAGUAAAAGUAACAAAAAAAAUCCCUUUCUGUGGAUGUCAAUCCUUUAAUAUUACUCUUUUGAGCACACAGGUGAACUGAACUAUAAAUUAAAUAUAAAUUGGCAUCAGUGGUUUACUGACAUGAGAAAAUAAAAAUGACUGCGAACUGUUAAACACUCCUCAAGGCAGAGUGUUGGUUGGUUUAGAAAUAAAAAGCCAAUAAGCCAACAGCUCUGGUCAGAAAUGCUCUCUGUUUUGGAAGGCAUGAAGCACUUUAAUUUGUAUAAUCUAUUUAAAUGAGGAAAUCCAUAUUUUACACAAACAUGACUGGUUAAGUUUUGCCAGUGUUGGCAAUGCCAUCUGUAUCCAGAAGUAUAAGAGAGCCUCGCUCUCUCUGGGUGAGAAGGAUGGGCCUCCUACUCCCAUCACUCAGCACAAUGCAAGCCAAAGUGGAUGUCUGUUAGCCAACACGACAGAAUCAUCCAUUAGUGUUCUCCUUCAAGCAUAUUGUGCUGUCCAAUGACAUUGUGUUACCCUAGCAAGAUGUGGUUGUUGGUUUCACAUGUCUCUAAGGGCGCAUGUGCUAGCCUUCACCCUAGCUCUGUAGCAUUAUGUUGGCUUAGCCUAGCAAUUUGCCCACAAUUGAAUUGCUGAGAUAAAUGGGUUAAAAAUUAUAUGUAAAAUGAAAACUCCAACCAAACAUUGUUAAUCAUAAACAAAACUUGGUGCCAACAUGCUAAUUAGACCCCGUUACCUUUGAUUAAUUGUCAGACCAAUUAGCAUUUUUGAUACUGUUAAUGGUCUUGUCUUUAAAUUUAUUCUACAUCUCUGGGCUACAUGAUCUAAGAUAAUACACCAAUAUAUUACACUAUAACACGGAGAGAAACAGAAGCAUUUUCUUAUGGAAUUACCUUCAAAAUAUACCCCAGAAGAAAUGAAUACUGGAAAAUGACUUAGACUCUUCUACUAUUUAAUUAGUUACCGUAUUUAGAUCCUUCACACUGUCUUGUGUGUGUUUUUGGGGCUGCACACACCACACAUUAAAACUCUUAGUUCUAUUUAGACGUGAUGUAAAAAGAGCCACACAAAUGAAUAUUGUCAUAUGCCGCAACUCAAAGCACUGUGAGACAUCUUGGUGGAAAUAUGUGUCUGUUAAGGUCACACAAAAUAUCUGUAUUUGAGAACAACAGCAUUAAUUUACGUAUAUAAUUGUAUAUAACUGUGUAUAAUUUGAGCUAUAUACAACACAAUUGUCCAUUGCAUAGCACAAUGUAAUGCUUACUCUACAAAUUUGAACUGUUUUAAUGGCAAUAUUUAGAUAAAAGGGAAAAUGAACACAAUGGUUUUUACUUGAAUUCCCAAAGCAAUAUGAAAAAGUGAAUUGGCUGUAUACUGGUGGUUACUGGACAUACACAUAUUAAGCAAUAAAGUCUCUUCAGAUACAGCACAUAUUCUCAUUAUAUUCUGGUCUUUGUUUUACUUUGGUUUGUUUUUUCCCCACAUCUCAUUCAAAUACUGUAUGUGGACACUUUCAAUAGAAGUGCCUUUUUAAGGUUCUGUCCUUUCUCUGUCAGUUUAUAUUAUGUUGUAAUGAAUCAUCAAUAAAAGUCAUUAAAGGUCACUGCAAAGAGAAA
Messenger RNA from Pygocentrus nattereri (red-bellied piranha), 4350 nucleotides. RefSeq names its product chromosome 10 C14orf180 homolog (gene c10h14orf180). NCBI's taxonomy places the organism in Eukaryota, Metazoa, Chordata, Actinopteri, Characiformes, Serrasalmidae. Gene Ontology annotation, molecular function: connexin binding. The record is from RefSeq and is a predicted model, not a curated record. The transcript is spliced from 10 exons. The coding region runs from base 337 to 1392 and encodes 351 amino acids. Gene Ontology annotation, cellular component: transport vesicle; plasma membrane; trans-Golgi network. Gene Ontology annotation, biological process: positive regulation of Golgi to plasma membrane protein transport.